AUGCAGUGCGAGGAUAAGGACUUCGCGCUGGGGUGCCUGGGGUCCGUUUUCAAUGACGCAUCCGGCAGUGAUGUCACCAUCAGGGGGCCCGAUGGCCGUGAGGUGCACUGUCAUCGUGUCUUCCUGUCUGCGGCCAGCAAGGUCUUCCGACAGAUGUUCGCCUCUGGAAUGGCAGAGAGCUCUGCGCAGGUGGUGGAGGUGGGCGAGGUGGACCCCGGCGCCCUGGAAGCCAUGCUGCGCUUCAUCUACACCGGCUCCUGCGGCAUCACCGACGCCAGCCUCGUUCCCCUGACUGCAAUCGCCGACCGCUUCGACGUGUCCGCCCUCACGACCCUGUGCGCCCGCUACGCCGACAAGCACCUCGCCAUCUCGGAGGCCACCUGCUGGGAUCUGCUGGAAUCGGCCGUGGCGUACGGCGUGGCGCCGGUCGCUCGCCGCGCCUCGCAGUUCGUCCUCAAGCGCAUGCCUCCCGAGGAUGACGGCUGGGUGCGACUUUCCGAGCCGGGCCUUGAGGCCCUCACCCGGGCGGCCCUCCAGGAGCUGGCGCACUACAAGGUGAUCCUGGCGAUCGAGCGGUGGAUCGAGCACGACCGGGCGCGGCGCCUGGACCACGGCCUGGCCGCCCUCAAGCAGUGCAGCUUCUACGUACUCACCCUGGACGAGCUGGCUCGAGUGUCCGCGCUCCGCGUGGUGUGCGACAGCCCGCCGCUGCGCAACAAGGUGUUCCAGUCCAUCUCGACCAUCGGCAAGAUGAUGCAACAGUUCCCGCGCAUCCGGGCGGGCGCGCCGGAGGCCGCGACGGUGGCGGAGUGGCGCGAGCCGGGCGCCGCAGGCAUCUGGACGGCGCUGACUUCGGGUCGGCAUUUCAUUCUUGCAAAGGGCGGCGAGGGGGGGAGCAUCAGAUUGAUUGAAGAUGGGAGGGAGAUCUUGGAGUGCGGGAGGCGCAGCGGGGGGCGCGGUGCCGUGGUGGGCGGCUCCUUCGAGCUGAGGCAGGGCGACCGUCUGGUGGUGAGCGUCGGGGCCCGGGGGACCGGCGGUGCUGGGGGGGGAGGGAGUUACGUCAUGAUGGCGGGAUCCAAGGAAGGCGGAGGCGGGACGGGGGCCCAGAGGCUGUUGGUCGCGGCGGGAGGUGGGGGAGGGGCCGGCUGGCGGUCCGCCGGGCUGGACGCGGAGAUCGAGGCCGGGGAGGCUGGUGGCUGCUCUUUGGGACCCGGAACGGGCACGCCGAGGGGACUGGAUGGGGGAUUUCGAGCGGCCGCGUUUCGAGCGCGUGGACUGGUGACGGGUUAUCGGGGGAAUGGGGACGCAGAGAAGGAGAGGGAGGUUGGCAUCGUGCCGGGGGGGUGCCUGUCCGCGGGCCUGGUGCUGGGCGUGGUGGCGGGCGAGGGGGAGGCGGGGUGCGGAUUCGCGACGCCGCCACCUGCGGUGCUUAGGGGGGGCGCCGCGAGGGGCGGUGGGGUGGGAGGAUCGGGAGGGGGGGGCGGGGGGAGCCCGGGGGGCCCGGGAGGGGCCGGUGGGGAAGGGGGCGGCGGCGGAGGGUGCUUCGUUGCGGACUCUGCAGAGAACGUGGCCAAGGAGGUGCGGAACUUUGGGCACGGGAUGGUGAAGAUAUGCCUGGGCGCCGCCCCCGAAAGGGCCUGGCUGUAUUCGUAG
This is a messenger RNA of Ostreobium quekettii, 1653 nucleotides long. NCBI's taxonomy places the organism in Eukaryota, Viridiplantae, Chlorophyta, Ulvophyceae, Bryopsidales, Ostreobiaceae. The record is from the annotation of a GenBank genome assembly.